UUUUUGCACCUUCUUAAAAACCACAUUUAUAGCCACAUUAUUAUCUUUCUUACGCUCGGCGCAGCAAAUUAUUUUAGACGCCCCGCUGAGCAAUUCUGAACUACUACCAGAAAAAUACUGACUGCAAAAACACAAUAAAAAUUUUCCGUAGAAAAGGACAAAAACAAACAUGGCUGAAAAUACAAAUAACAUUAACAGCGAUAAAGCUAUGUCAACAAGCAAUUAUAACUUUGAAGAUGCAAGACUUCAAGCUUCAAUAAGAUGGCUAAUUACUCGUAUUUAUAAUGAUCAAAAUCAAUUGCCGGAUUCUCUUUCUGAACCUUUUAGAUUGAAUAGCGAGGAUCGAAUUGAAUUAGCACAACCAGUCAUUUUUUGUUUAACUAAUGGAUCUUUUUAUGGUCAAGCAGCGGCGAAAAUAUUCCAUGAUCCUUCUUUUUUGAAUGGAGAUCUUGGUCUUCUUUUCCAUGCUUUGACGCAAGCAGGAAUUGAUGUUAAGGACAAGGAUGGGCAAUCUGUUACGAUAGAAUUGCUGAGAAGUCAAUCACCAUUCAAUACGAAUUCUCAUCUUGUAUUUAUUGACUCUUUGAUGGUAGCUCAUCUUCGUUCAAUUAUCUCAAUCGAUAGAGUAGUUCAAGCAAUAUCAAAUUAUGCUGUAAUUGAGAAAAGAGAAGAACCAUUGGAUUGUGUUGAUGCUUUGUUAUUUUGGAUUAAUAAGGUUUGUUCCAUCGUUCGUGAUGAUGUUGAACGUAAUUGUGUUGCUUUAACCAAUGGAAGAAAUGAAAGUGACGAACCUUCAAUUAAUGAGACAACAAUUCCGGAGAUGGAAGAUCUUUAUGAAGACCUUUGUGAUGGAACUUGUAUCUGUACGUUAGUAUCUUUCUAUCGACCUGAUGAAUUGCCUUUAAAAGAAGUUUGUUUCAAAGAUCCAAUGAGUGUAAAUGAUUGCAAGUUUAAUUUAGAAUUGUUGAGAAAUUUUUGUGCAACAAAUUUGCCUUGGAAUCCUUUUCAUUUUCGAAUUGAUGAUAUUCUGUUUUUACAUGAGUCAUUGCAGCCGAAUGUGAAUGCCUUUCUUGCAGAUUUGUUUAUGUUUUUUGAAGGUCAACAAGUGGUGGAUUCUGAGAUUGUACCAAUCCAACAAACUGUUCAGCGCAAUUUUCUUCGAACACAACCACUUCCUGAUCAACAAGCCGAUGCAGGAAUAAUAGAAAAGAUACAAAGUGCUCGGGACUUAAACAAUGACAAAAGAAGAAAUAGAGCCUUCUCUGCUGCAACGGAUGAUGUGUUCUUUCCUGGUACUGGUUCAUUACCAAGAACAAGAAAUAUGUCUAUUGCUUCGCCCCGUCAAACUAGACUGGAGCAGAAUUUUCCUUUUCAGACAUCUACAGGCGGAAGUUCCACCCUACAUCGUUUUCCCGUCUCAAAUCAAGAUCGAGGGUUUAAUCCGCAAUUAGAACCCUGGCGAAGUCAGCUGCCUGGAUAUCAACAACAACAGCAAAAUUUUGGUCAAUUUCAAGGAUUUCAGAGAGCUAAUACACUAAAUCGUCCUUCAAAAGAUGAUGACCAAACUCCUCGUCCAUCGAGUGUUUUAAUGCAAUCACAACCACAAUUUAACUUGGGCAGUCACAAUACAUUGGUUGAUCAAUUAUCGAACCAAUUCAACAACAAUUUAAAAUUUUCCUCUCCUCCUGGUCAACGGCAACAAUUUCCUUUACAAUUUUCACAACAACCUCUAAGACAACAAGCAAAUGUUUUUGGUGUGAAUGCAUUUCCGACUUUUCAAAGUACUCCACAACAAAAUUUUACCAAUAAACAAUUUGCUUCUUUACAACAACAAGAUAUAUCUCCUAUUGGACCUCCUCCACCAGAUUCAAUUAUUUAUUCAGAUUAUUCUUUUGCGGAACAGCCAAAUACUUCAAUGCUUCAGCAAAAUAUUCAAGGGCAACAAAUGCCGCAAACAAUGCAACAUAUGCAAGGGAAUGUUAAUCCACAACUUUUUCCUGAACAACAGCAGCUGUUCCAGCAACAACAUUUCCCUUCUGCCUGCCCACAGUCAAAUUAUAUUUCUUCAACAAAUUCUAGCAAUUUAUAUUCAACACCAAUGCAAACCUUUAAUUCUGGAUAUUGUGGACAACAACAACAACCUUCGGUUUAUUAUACGCCAACAUCUUAUAAUCAAAACCAAAAUAUUGAAUAUAUGGGUGGAGGAGGACAAUUACAACAAUCAUUAUCUCAACCUUCUCAUUUACAUUUGCUACAUCAACAAAAUCAAUUGCCACAAUUAUCUCAUUCCAUUCAUAGUCAAUUUGGACAAAAACCAUCUUUUCAAUAUCAAAAUCAACAGAAUCAGCCUUAUAAUAAUCAAAUAAUGCCACAACAGCAAUACACACCAAUUCCUUCAUUGCCUUUCAAUCAUCCUGGAGGUAGCACUGUAUUUCCUGUUUCUGCUGAUCCAUUUUCUCUUACUCAUUUGCAAAAUUAUCAACAACAAAUGCAACAAUGCAACUCAAAUCAACAAAAAUCAAUUGAACAAAAUAAUAUUCCAUUUCGAUUGCAACAAGCUAAUAUACAAGAUGCUGAUAUCGAACCUGACCCAGAAAACGAUUUAAGACAAGAACUAGCCAAUUGGGGAAAAACAUAUCGUUUUACAGAAAAGCCACAACGCAAAACUUGGGCUUCUAAAAAAGUUGAAAUGCAACAAAGAAUUAUUGCAAAUAACCCUGUGGCAGCAUUAAAUGCAACUUUGCAUGGUUCUAGAUCAGCAACAGCAUUAGCUUCACAAGGAAAAGAUCAAAAUGAUUCCUCUUCUACCCCUAAAAAUGGUAGUAAUGGAGCUUCUACAUUGAGUAGUGAUGAAAGGACUGUGAAUCAAAAUAUAAACAUAUCUUUGGACGUUUCAGACUCGGAUAGUACAGAAAUGACUCCAGAAAUGCUUGCAAAACGUCAAGCGUUACUUACAAGUCAAUUAAAACGAAAGGAGAGGAUUGUAGCAAAAAGUGAAGAAAAGGAACUUGCUUCUUUAGAAAAACGACAAUCUGAAAUGCAAAAAUUAGAAUUGGCUGAACAGAGAAGGAUAGAAAGGGAGCAAAGACGUCUAAAAUGCUUGGAAGACUAUAAACGUAAAAAAUUGGAGCAGGAAUUAGGUGAACAACCAGGUGGUUCAGCACGAAUGUGUAGCUCAUCAACAAUGUCAUUAAAUAAUCGUGGACAAAGUCAACCUCCGUUUAGACGUCCAAAAAGUCAAACUAAUCUCAAUAUAAACCAAACACGUACACUUCAUCGUCCAUUUAGAGCACAAAGCAGCGUUAAUAAUGGUGGUGAUAAUGACGAAAAUGCAGGGAUUUCAGGCUCUCGUAGUAAUGUUCCGGCAUCUGUUUUGGGAGAACCUUCACUAAAAUUGUAUGCCCGACAGCAACCAAAAUCUAAUCGAACUCUUAUACUUAAUGCACUGCAAUAUAGUAUUUUCCCUGGUCAUGUAUCUAAUGAAAGUAGACAAAAGGUACAAAAUGCCAUAGCUUCAAGUGACUCUAAACACUUUCUUGUUUUAUUUCGCGACCAUAGACUACAAUAUCGAGGUUUAUAUACAUGGGAUCAAUUUUCCGAGGCUGUUCACAAAAUUGAGGGUUCGGGUCCAAAAGUUUGUCGAGAGCCAAUGAUGACAAUUAUGUAUAAAUAUGAUUCGGGUGCAAAAUCUUUUGGAAAGAUUCCAACAAAACAUCUUUCCGCAACAAUUGACGGGUUUGUAAUUGCUGAACAAUAUUGGCAACGACCAAAAAUUCCUUUUAGUGGAAGAUGA
Molecule: messenger RNA, 3793 nt
Organism: Meloidogyne enterolobii
Lineage: Eukaryota; Metazoa; Nematoda; Chromadorea; Rhabditida; Meloidogynidae
Source: the annotation of a GenBank genome assembly